Messenger RNA from Penicillium brevicompactum, 1458 nucleotides. Its product is annotated as tellurite-resistance/dicarboxylate transporter family protein. Lineage: Eukaryota; Fungi; Ascomycota; Eurotiomycetes; Eurotiales; Aspergillaceae. Gene Ontology annotation, molecular function: malate transmembrane transporter activity. The record is from RefSeq and is a predicted model, not a curated record. Gene Ontology annotation, biological process: malate transmembrane transport. The transcript is spliced from 3 exons. Gene Ontology annotation, cellular component: membrane. The coding region runs from base 1 to 1458 and encodes 485 amino acids.
AUGACCAUGGAAGAAGAUCUGCCGCGGCACAUGCGAAGUCCAGGCGAAGAUGGAUAUCGAACGCCGACCAUCGAAGACGCAGAGCGUGCGCUCUCCAUUCUCGGUGGCGAUGAAGGAACUUCCCCUGGUCAACUCCGCGAUGCUCACUCCAGUGCACUGGAAGCUGCUCUCCAUAGAGCUUCGACGCGGGGCACUGUGAAAUCUGAAAAAGUGAAAGAUCACGCUUGCCAGGAACAUAAUGGCCUCGGGCUGUUUGGGCUUAAACGCACGGUCUCUGGCGAGAUGAGUUGGAAGAAACGUAUUCGCCAUGUUACAUGGGCGUACUUCACAUUGACUAUGGCAACUGGCGGUUUGGCUAAUGUUAUAUAUCAAGUCCCGUUCAAGUUCAGAGGAUUGGAAACGAUCGGGAUCGUCGUCUUCUUAAUUAAUAUUGCAGCGUAUCUCAUCAUCUGGGCCCUUCUGCUUGUUCGAUUCUAUUAUUAUCCCUAUACAUUCAAAGCGUCAUUCAUGCAUCCGACAGAGUCACUCUUCGUGCCCGCGUCCAUCGUCUCUUUCGGCACAAUCCUAAUCAACAUCUCCCAAUACGGACCCGAGAACACAGGUCCAUGGCUGAUGCGCGCAGUCUGCAUCCUCUUCUGGAUCGACGCCGCUCUCGCCGUCAUGUUCUCCGCGGGUAUCUACCUACUCCUCUGGUCAACGCAGACAUUCACCAUCGCCCAAAUGACGCCCAUCUGGAUCUUCCCUGCGUAUCCGAUGCUGAUCAUCGGUCCACACGCCGGUAUUCUCAGUGCAAAGCUUGACCCGUCAGAUUCGCUGCCUGUCAUUAUUGGCGGGACGACUAUUCAGGGUGUCGGGUUCUUGGUUUCGUUGAUGGUGUACUCGGCCUUCAUCUAUCGACUGAUGACACAGAAGUUGCCACGGGAGAACCUCCGCCCUGGUAUGUUUGUGUCUGUGGGACCGAGUGGGUUUACCGUUGCGGGGUUGGUCAAUAUGGCCGCUGAGGCGAAGAGGUCUUUUCCGGCGGAUUUCAUGGGCAAUGGGGCGCUGGCUGCGGAUGUAUUGAAAAUCGUGGCGGAUUUCUCUUGCCUUUGGCUGUGGGGAUUGGCGAUAUUCUUCUUCAUCAUCGCCAGUGCGGCGCAUUGGUCGGCCAUCGGGCAUGGGCGAAUGGUCUUCUCAAUGACCUGGUUCUCGUUCAUCUUCCCCAACACCGCUCUGAUCACCGCCACGUUUGCUAUCGGCAAAGCAUUUUCCUGCAAACCCAUCAAUAUCAUUGGGUGUGUGGCGAUUCUCCCUUUGCUGUUGAUGUACUUUUUCGUGUGUUAUAUGAUGGUUCGGGCCAUUAUAACACGACAGAUUCUUUGGCCUCAGAAGGGUGAGGAUAGGGAUGAGGGUGGUUUCGAGAUCAUCCGUGUCAAGCCCGCCGCUAUGGCUACUGGGGGCAGUCCUAGUCCAGCAUAA